AUGGCGCAAAAAAUGGAGUUCUCAACAUUCAUUUUGCUAGUUUUCUUCGUCAUUUCGACUUUCUUCAGAAAUUCCAUGGCCAACGUAUACGAUGUUGGUGGAUCAGAUGAAGGUUGGGGCCCCCGUGUCCGUGAAUGGGCUUCUUCUGGUAGAACCUUUGAAGUAGGCGACGUUCUCAAUUUUAACUACGAUUCAAGCAAAGACAGCGUGUUACAAGUAGGGAGUCUACAAGAUUACGAUUUGUGCUUUUCAUUAAGGCCAGUGGCCACAUACAAAAGUGGAAGAGACACCAUCACUCUAAGCACUCCGGGAGACCUUUACUUCAUCAGUGGAAACCCACAGAAAUGUAUUGCCGGAGAGAAAAUUCACGUCAAAGUGAAUGAUGAUGGCAAUGAUGGUGGUGAUCGAGGUCGUUCGCCGUACCCGUUCAGCCCUUACAACCCGAGUGGAUACCCGAUUACCAGCAGCAGUUCUUCUUCUUUUAAGUGUUUGGCCAUCUUUACCAUGAUUGGGAUGAUACUUGGUUAUUCGUUUUUCUGA
Messenger RNA from Oldenlandia corymbosa var. corymbosa, 540 nucleotides. NCBI's taxonomy places the organism in Eukaryota, Viridiplantae, Streptophyta, Magnoliopsida, Gentianales, Rubiaceae. The record is from the annotation of a GenBank genome assembly.